AUGGGUCCUGACUUUAUGUUUGAGAAUGACUUCCCUGGUGAUGCGCGAGCCGUCAAUAAAAUUGCGUCGGGUUCAAUUAACGCUUCGCAUUUGGAUUCGGUAUUUUGCUCUGGUUUGAGGUCAGAAAGUGAUCUCAAACCCCAGAGUAUCUCACAGGGGCUUAUACUUCCGCGAAUUGUGACUAAAAGGCUACUCGAUUUUAUCCCUCGUGAAACCCAUCACUCUUUACGCCUAACCUGCAGGUCUUGGUCUCGAACAGUUGACAAGGCAAUGCCUGUUUCUCGCCCUGCCGCGAAUAUUGUACCGCCUGAAAUAUUGCUGCAAAUAUUCUUCAUGUUGGCCCCUCAUGAUUUUGAUAAUGCUCGACGGACGUGCUCCCAGUGGAUGAAAGUGAGCCUAAAUGAGCGGCUUCUGGAAAGUAUGCUCAAACGCGCAGGCUGGUGGAAUUCCUGGCAGCGGGACUGCCUGAUGCAACGUCAGGGUUUAGAACACCACAAAGAGAGCACUGUGUGGAAGAUGAGCCGGCGUUUCGCCACAGAAUGUAUCCUUUCCGGCCGAAAGGUGAACGUGGAGAGGGCUGGUUUCUUAAUAACCGCGGUCGUUGACUUUUCGAAACUAUCCCAAAGGCAGGAUUCCACCCGGGCGUCAUCAUGCUCGUUUUCCACGAAUUUCAGCGUCAACCAGAAUGGUGCCGUAGCUGUGUCCAAGUUCUGUCUCAGCGAUUGCGGCAAUUAUUUACUAAUAACCAGCAGAUGCAAAAUCUACGUUUAUCGUCUGCUUGGCCGGAACCAUGAGAGUCCCUUCCCUCCGUCUGUGCCUAAAAACGCGGAUGUUGCUCCCAUUACCAUCAUUACUUGUCCCGCUGAAGUGAUGUCUGCUACGAUUGAUACUAGUACUCCCAGACUCGUGGUAGCGGCGCUAUUCCGUAACCGUUCAGGGUUGAUGUGCGACUUGGUACCUUCUGACGCUGCUCGACCAAGUCUCUUACAAUCCGCUGGUUUCACCUCCGACAUAAUAGACGGCUCUAUACAACCCAUGGAAAUUACUUCCCUUAAUUACUAUCAAGAUGUAGGUUCUGCGGAAGACCCACCUCGCAGUGUGUCUGUCUGUCCCGGACGUCAGUGCGUGGCAUUCGGCUCUGGUUCUUGUAUUGAGCUGCGUUGGAUUGACGCAAAGACGAAACAAGAUUGCCGAAAACGCCUUGCUAUGUCGCAGCCAUCGGAAAUCCUGCACUUCCUGCCUCGUCGAUCAGAGACGCCUACAGAACUGCGGCUCAUCUCAUCCCUUGCUGGUCCGGGAUUACCAGGUUGUAAAUGUCACAAUGCACGAUCUGGUGAACAACGGGCAGCUUGUCCUUUUCAUAUUUUGGCCGAUAUCCAAUCUUUUGCUCAGUGGAGUUCCGGAGAAACUAGCACUCUCGGAUUAGUGAGGGCGACACAUGGCCACCACUACAGAACUGUUCCUAUCAAAGAUGGUUUACAUUUCCUGUUCAUCGAACCGCGCACUAGUCUGCUUUGUAUAGGUUCCGAUGCUCCUUUCGGUGGUCCUACUAGUCUGACGAGAGCUCUUAUCUCUGGUUCGGACUUGAACUGGGGCCUGCGGGUGGUAGCUGCCUAUGGAGACCGGAUUGUCUUAUACUCCGUCCCGCUGGAUGUCUUCAAUGUGAUUCAAAUAGAACGUGAAAGACAAGGAGAUAAUGUCAUGGGUGAUAGUGAUCUAGCACGAGAUUGGUUUCUCGACAGCGAAAGGUCGCGAAAUGGUCGUGGAAGUCUCGCACCGAAUCAAAACGGCGACUGGGACUUCCUCCUUAAUGUGAGCUACAGGCCGACAGCUAUGAUGUGGCCAUUCAAAAUCUACGGGAAGGAAAUUGGGCAGAUGGACAAUGUGGUCGAGUUGUCCUUACAAGCUGCCCACGGUGGCGCUCGAAUUUGGGCGUUUGCUGCAUCCGGUCAAACGAACAUCUUUGACAUAGACACCUUCACGUGUAGCACCCAGCAAGCCGCCGAUAUUCCUUACAAGUCGUUGUGUAUUGGAGCUGAUGGCAGCGUCGCUUCAGCUGAGAUGCUCCAGCGGAGUUAUAUCAGCUUGUCACCUCCAUUGUCGUCGCGCAAACGAAAGCACAUCGAGACACUAGGAGAUUUCGGUGAACCAAAGUCUACCACUUACCAAUCUCACGAUCCGACACUUGAUGGAGAAAAUCUAUCGGAUUUACAGAACAUCCACCAGACUACGACUAGCAAUGCAGCCACCAAACGGCGAAUAUCUUUCGCAGCGCGCAUUGUCGACUUCGGUAUCCCAGAGUCAGCCGACAGAUCGGUAGCGAGCGAAUGUACUUAUGCUUAA
This is a messenger RNA of Aspergillus nomiae NRRL 13137, 2343 nucleotides long. Its product is annotated as F-box protein. The record is from RefSeq and is a predicted model, not a curated record. Lineage: Eukaryota; Fungi; Ascomycota; Eurotiomycetes; Eurotiales; Aspergillaceae. The transcript has 2 exons. Bases 1 to 2343 code for a protein of 780 amino acids. Gene Ontology annotation, molecular function: protein binding.